AUGUCUACUAGAAAGGUGAAUGUGUCUAUGCAUCAACGAUUGCAAGUUCUGGAAGAUUUAAAAACGUUAUCCGUUGCAAACAUUGCUGUAAAGCAUUACGUGCAUCCGAUAACAAUUCGUCGGAUAAAAAGGAAUGCUGUACGUAUUGAAGAAUUUGCAUCAAAAACUAAAGGACUGCGGCAAAGACAAAGAGUGAGAAAACCGAUGUAUGAAGAAUUGGAGCAUCGUUUGUUCACUUGGUUUACGGAAAGGAGAACGCUUGGAGAGUUCUUGACCGAUGCUGUGUUAUUAGAAAAGGCUGAAGAAUUGAAGCAGGACAUGGCAUCAUCUACAAACUUUAAAGUCAGCAAAUCAUGGCUUGCUAACUUUAAACGGCGGCAUAAUAUUCGCUUGAUUAAAGCGUAUGGAGAAAAGGCCAGCGUCGAUGAAGAUGUAGCCAAGAGUUUUGUUCAAGAGUUGAAACAUUUUAUUGAAGACAAUGAUAUUAAUCUGAAGAAUAUUUAUAAUAUGGAUGAAAGCGGGCUGUUUUGGAAAGCCUUUCCUACCAAGAUAUUAGCAGUUGAAAAAAGUGUUAGUGGUUAUAAAAUGCGAAAAGAUCGCGUAACGAUAGGUUUGCGUGCCAACAUCACUGGAGGUAAUAAAAUCAUGCCCUUGGUGAUAUAG
Osmia bicornis bicornis is the source of this 663-nucleotide messenger RNA. Its product is annotated as jerky protein homolog-like. Gene Ontology annotation, molecular function: DNA binding. The record is from RefSeq and is a predicted model, not a curated record. NCBI's taxonomy places the organism in Eukaryota, Metazoa, Arthropoda, Insecta, Hymenoptera, Megachilidae. Bases 1 to 663 code for a protein of 220 amino acids. Gene Ontology annotation, cellular component: nucleus. The transcript has a single exon.